Molecule: messenger RNA, 1914 nt
Organism: Pectinophora gossypiella (pink bollworm)
Lineage: Eukaryota; Metazoa; Arthropoda; Insecta; Lepidoptera; Gelechiidae
Product: zinc finger protein 865-like
Exons: 4
Coding region: 151-1431 (426 amino acids)
Biological process (GO): regulation of transcription by RNA polymerase II
Cellular component (GO): nucleus
Molecular function (GO): sequence-specific DNA binding; DNA-binding transcription factor activity, RNA polymerase II-specific
Source: RefSeq, a predicted model, not a curated record
ACUUCACCUCAGGGCAAAUAAAAAACUAAUCUCUAUUGGUUGACAACUGAAAACGACAACUGCAGAUUGCGAGAUUUUUAAUUGUUAAUUUUGAGACUCGCAGAAGUGUUCAAGUGUGUGUAGUAGUGGCAUAUAGUGCAUUGUGUGACAAUGGCGACGAUGUUGAAGGUAGAGGCGGAGGCGGAGGCGUGCUGCGUGUGCGGCGGAGGCGGCGAACUGUUGACGCCGGAGGAGCACGACGCAGCCACCGGCGGUAUGCAGACGCCGCUACGUACCAUGCUGCAGCACCUCAACAACAACAAGGUGGUGCCGGAGGGGCGCGUGUGCGGGCCGUGCGCGGCCCGCGCGGCCGACGCGUACGAGCUGAGCUGCACGCUGGCGGCCCGCAGCGCGCCGCCGCUGGCCGACAAGAUCCGCGCGCUGCGGCGCCGCCUGCACGAGCUCACGCAGAAGAUCGACGUGUUCAUCGUGGUGGGCGGCGGCGCCGGCGCCGGCUACGGCGAGGACGACAUCAUCAUGGUGGAGAAGGAGGCGCUGGCCGCCGCCGCCGCCGCCGACGACGACGAGCUGGAGCACGCGCGCGACGCGCGCGGCGACCCCGUGUUCCAGUGCUCCGUGUGCCCGCUGUCGUUCCGGCGCGCGGCCGAGCUGCGCGCGCACGCCGCCACGCACCCGCCCGACGCCACGCACUCGUGCUGGGUGUGCGGCGCGCAGUUCGCGGCGCGCGACGCGCUGCGGGCGCACGCGGCGCAGCACGCGGCGGCGGGCGCGGGCGGCGCGGACGCGUGCGCGCUGUGCGGCGCGGCGCCCGCGUCGGCGGCGGCGCGGCGCCUGCACGCGGCGGCGUGCGCGGCGCGCUGCCCGGCCUGCGGCGCCGUGGCGGGCUCGCGCGCCGAGCUGGCGGCGCACGCGGCGGCGCGCCACGGCCGCGGCGCCGCGCCGCCGCUCGUGUGCCCCGCCUGCUUCCGCACCUUCGACGCGCCCGACCUGCUGUCGGCGCACGUGCUGCGCCACCGCCAGGCCAAGCAGUUCGUGUGCGGCUACGCCGCCUGCGUGCUGCGCUUCGCGUCCCGCGCCAACCUCAUGGCCCACAUCCGCAAGUGCCACGCCGCCGAGCCGCCCGAGCCGGAGCCCGAGCGGCCCGCCGAGGUCGCCUGCGACCACUGCGACCGCACAUUCGCCUCCGCGGCCGCUAUGAAGCGGCACGCCCACACGCAUCAGAAGGCCGCCGCGUUGCAGUACGACGACUCACAGAAAGCGGAGAUGGAGACAGAGAUGGAGUUCAUAGUGACCGAGGCCGGCGAGAUGGAAGCGGUAGAGGGCGAGGAGGGUGAGGUGGAGUACCUGGAGGUGGAAACGCUGGAGGACGCCGAGCUGGUGCUGCAGCAAGAGGAUGACAAGUCCGCAGUGGUCGCGCUGCAGGACUACUAGCCACUCGACACCAAUAAUGGUUUGGCCGUUAUCACACUGAAUGGAGAUUUUCGAUCGAAUUGAAAGCGAAACAAGUGCGCAGCAAAUUUGCCGAGAAACUGUAUAUCAACAAACCGUGGAUUGCACAUCGAUUGUGAUAAGGCCCUAAGUAGAAAAGACAAUUCCUCUGUCGUUUGUACAACAUAUCCAGGAAGAUAAGCUGCUCAACAUAUUCUGUUUUCUAUUUGCUGUGUCCAGCGAAAGUAUUAUGUCAAAUGUUGUAAAUGAUUUUAUUACCGUUAAGAACGGAAGGCGAUUGGGGCAACCACCGUUCUACACGCCCUAUCUAUGGAGUAAUGGCGGUUACUCCACCGACAAGAGCGCAGCUCUUAAAGAGAGAGAAGAAAGAGGUGUGCAGUAAAACCAAUAUAAUUUAACAAUUAUUAUCUUUAUUCAUAUAACGAUGUAUGAAACAACACUAAUUAUAAAACAUUUACAAAAUAA